AUGAAGACCAGCGUGGAUCCAGAGCAGCGCAGUUCCGCUGGCAACCCGUCGACGAAGAGUCUCAAGGGUUCCACAGAAUCGGCACCGGACUUAGCGAACAAGCGUUCGACGGCUGGCCAAGAAACCGCGAAAGGCCGCGCUCACCGCAAAUCCUCUGCAUCCACGUCAACCGCGAAGCAUUCAUCAUCUCUGUCCCAGAAGCAGGUGGCUGGAGGACGUCAGUCGACAGAGAAGAAAGACGGCGCAGCUCCUGAGAAGGACACAAAGGAAGCCGGCUUUGACGUCGUCGAGGAAGAACCGGCCGUGGACCCCCGCGAGCCCUUGCCUAACAGGGCCGUCAUCGACCGGCGAGUGUCCAUGGGUGAGGUGUUACCCACCGAGCCACCGGCACAAUUUCUAAGCCAGGCGCACGACGGCGACAUCCUGGCCGCCAUCAUGGAGGCAUGUCAUGGCAUGGAGGUCGGCGCCGUGGAGCCGCAAACCGAUCCUCGGGAACCGCUGAGCCGGCGUGCCUCCAUAGACAGGCGCGUGUCGCUGGGACACGUAAUUCUUACCAUGCCCGCAGAGAGCUCUCCUGUGCGUAGUGCUUCGGUCACCGGUGACUAUGGCGAAAGUUCACUUGACGCCCCAAAGGGUGCUCCUCCAGAGGCCGCCACGGACAGCGCGCACGAGCCGCGGCCGGAUCCCCGCGAACCAUUGCCGAGGCGAGCAUCCAUAGACAAGAGCAUAUCCUUGGGCAAGGUGGUCAGCAUGGCGCCACCGCCCCGUUCUCCCAUUUCAAGCAGAACGAGUUCAGGGAAGCCCAGCCCGGGUUGGUCGGAGGAAGAGCGACGGCGUAAUCGGCAAGCAAUGACCCGCCUGGCAGCGUUAUCCGGUCUCGCCGUUUUCUUCAUGGCGCUGGCCAUCCUGUCCCUCAUAGUCGUCCGCAGCGCGUACUUUCGCGCCAGCCAGCGUUUCGAGGUAUGCGACACGGACGAGUGCGUUCAACACUCCAAGGACAUCCUCGCAACGCUAAACAAGUCUGCGAACCCCUGUGGCAGUCUGUACGCCUACGUCUGCGGAUACGACGCUCGCCCAGAGGGGACUCCUUAUGCCGGCCCACUGGUGCACGCUUACGUCCGCGAAGUGAUGACCACGCUCGGUGAUGCCGAGACUUUCCUGGCGGCGAAGCAAAGGUACGCUGCCGCGACCAAGGCUUUCGCUGCUGUGGUCAAUUGCAUCGAAUCAAACCGACACACUGCCGCGGACGACUUCGCGGCAUUCAUGCACGACCGAGGAGUCCCGUGGCCGCUUCGCGACGCAUCUUCGAGAAACACGACUCUUUUCGGCGUGUUUGACGUCGUCCUAGACUUGGUCGUGAACUGGAGGGUGGCCCUCUGGUUUGACGUCGUCGUGUCUCAAACAGCUUCGCACGACGCCAACCCUGCGGUCAUCAUCAGGGAACCCGGAGACCUGGUCGCCCUGCGCUCGGAGCAGUUGACACUGUUUGACGACGUGACGUACAACACCGCUCUCCGGAAGAUGUCUCUCUACCUCACCGGCGGCAAGGUCUCCUUGGAUGAUGCGGCUGUAAAACAGCUCCGGCAGGACGAAGCAGCUUUCAGCCAAAUCGUGCUUGCCUCGGUCGAAGACGACGACGGCGGUGACGGCUUCGAUGUCCUGCUGUCUCUCGGUAACAUCACGCAGGUGUUCGGGGCCGUCUUGUCGGUGACCGAGUGGUCGAGCCUUUUGAACAAGCACCUGAGCACCGCCAUUCGAAACGUCUCAAACAAUACGAGUAUGCUUUUUCUGAAUAAGGGGCGGUUAGGCCGACUCGGUCGCCUGGUCGAGUCCCUUCCGGCUACAAGAGUGAUGGACGUCAUUGGAUGGACGUUCUCAUACGCGUACGCCUGGAUGGUUAACGCCCACUUCGACUUCCCGGCGCAGGCGACCACCGCUGGUCGGCUCGAAAUAAACGCGCUGUGCUUCGUCGCCGAGCAAGAAUCGUUCGGCAUCGUGCAAGCAGCGCCCAUUUUCAGAGACGCAUUCGAUGUCAACGAAAGAGAGAAGGUAACUGCGGCGCUUCAAAAGACCUCCGAGGCGCUCAUUAAACAGGUGCUGGCUUCGCCUGCGAUAUCUAAUUAUUCGAAGCGGGAGGCCGUGGCCAAGCUAGACGCGCUCGUGUGGAAUUACUGGCUCUGGCCACUGGAUCCUUAUCUGCAGGUUCAUUCGGCGUUGAAUACGCUAUACGCCAACUUUUCGGAUAAGCCCGGAAGUGUCUUCGAAUCCUGGAUACGGUCGAGGAAGUCUCUGAGGGCGGCGCUAGCGACUCCGCACUACGAACGACUGAUGACGUCAAGGUAUCGCUGGCAAUCGGGAGGCGUGCGGUACAUUUACUCCUUGAACGAGCUUCGCUUCACACUGUCCGCACUGUUCCCGCCGUCGUACGUUCGGCGAGGGUCGAGUGCUAUGACCUUCGCGGGACUCGGGUUCAAGGUGGCCCGGCAAAUGGCGCGCUCCCUGGACAUGCACGGCCGCACCUUGGACAGCACGGGCAGCACAAUUCCGUGGUGGCAGCCGGCGAACUCUAAGCAGCAACAGUGCCGGUUCGACGUGGCCGAGUCGGACAUGGAACGAAGUUUGCUCAUCGAUCAGUUUGCCAUUGAGGUGGCCCUAGAAGCCAUGCAGGCGAGCUCGGCGCUGAGGCCGAGCAAAUCUCCGAAGCGACUGAAGUUCCUGGAGUGGCUCUCUGACGAACAGACUUUCUACGUGAGCUACUGCAGCCACUACUGCAGCGAGCCACGCGGUCAGCCCGCGUGUAAUCUUGCCAUGAACUCUUCUCAGUUCGACGAUGUGUUUGGGUGCAGCCGGAGUCGAAGCAAUUCACCGGCUUGUGUUUUCCUCUAA
Messenger RNA from Rhipicephalus sanguineus (brown dog tick), 2886 nucleotides. RefSeq lists its product as uncharacterized. Gene Ontology annotation, cellular component: plasma membrane. Bases 1 to 2886 code for a protein of 961 amino acids. NCBI's taxonomy places the organism in Eukaryota, Metazoa, Arthropoda, Arachnida, Ixodida, Ixodidae. Gene Ontology annotation, biological process: protein processing. The record is from RefSeq and is a predicted model, not a curated record. Gene Ontology annotation, molecular function: metalloendopeptidase activity. The transcript has 8 exons.